Messenger RNA from Strongyloides ratti, 1008 nucleotides. Its product is annotated as General transcription factor IIH subunit 3. The record is from RefSeq and is a predicted model, not a curated record. The coding region runs from base 1 to 1008 and encodes 335 amino acids. The transcript has a single exon. Gene Ontology annotation, cellular component: transcription factor TFIIH holo complex; transcription factor TFIIH core complex. Gene Ontology annotation, biological process: regulation of DNA-templated transcription; nucleotide-excision repair. Lineage: Eukaryota; Metazoa; Nematoda; Chromadorea; Rhabditida; Strongyloididae.
AUGUCUUGUCAGAUAGUUAUAUUAGAUUGCAAUAUUGGUAGUCAUGGACAAUUAUUUAAAAAAUUAUCUACUAAUCGUAUUUAUGAAGCAAUGACUACAGCAAUUGCUGCAUUUGGAUCUCAACAUCUUAGUAGUGCACCAACAAAUAAAUUUGUUCUUUUAGCUGCUGGAAAAAAUAUCUCAAAUAAGUUUAUUUACAUAUCAGAUCAAAGUGAAAAUGUUGGUGCUUCUAUAGAAAUAUUAAAUAGUAUUCAAAAAACUUUUAGAAAUGUUUUACAUAUUAGAGAUAAAUCAAAAUAUGUUGAGUAUGCUAGUCCAUUAGCUUUAGCUUUAUGUCAAAUUAGAAAAUUUAAAUCUAACAGUAAUAAAGGACAAAAUAAAAUUACAAUAAUUAAUUUAUCUCCAGUAACAGACUGGGAACGUGAUAUGAUUUUAAAUUGUGCUUUUGCUGCAAAACAAUAUAAUAUUUUGAUUGAUGUUAUUGCAUUUGCCUUACACCAAACAAGUCCUGUAUUACAUCAAUGUUGUGAUAUUACUGGUGGAACUCAUGUACAUGUAGAAAAACCUUAUUUACUUUUGCAAUAUUUAAAUAAAUAUGUAUCCCCUGAUGAAGAUAUGCGGGUUUCUUUAAAAAAUACUUUCAAUGGUGAGGUUGAUUAUUGUCCAACAUGUAUAUGUCAUGGAAAAUCAUUAAAUAUUGGUUUUGUUUGUAGUGUUUGUUUAUCAAUACAUUGUGCUCCUGAUUCAGAAUGUUAUUCAUGUAAAACAAUUUUUAACAAAUCUCCUCCAACUUUGAAUGAUCCAAAAUCUAUAAUGGAUGUCAAAAAAACGAUUCAGUUUGUUAAAAUUUAUUCUGGUGAUAAAGAAAGAAUAGAAACUGAAGAAGCAAAUAGUGUUAAAGAUGAUAAUGAAAUGGAUGUAUCUCAAGAAAGUAUUUUUCAAAAUGGUGAAAAUGUUAAGACUAAGACUGAAACUGAUACUGCUCUUGAAAGUUUAAUGCAGUUUUAA